Cordyceps fumosorosea ARSEF 2679 is the source of this 1026-nucleotide messenger RNA. RefSeq lists its product as hypothetical. Lineage: Eukaryota; Fungi; Ascomycota; Sordariomycetes; Hypocreales; Cordycipitaceae. Bases 1 to 1026 code for a protein of 341 amino acids. The record is from RefSeq and is a predicted model, not a curated record. The transcript has a single exon.
AUGCCCGUCCAAUUACUACCAGCCUCCGCCGCCGCCUUCGCCCCCAGAGCUGCCUCCGUCAACGUAGUCCUCGGCUCCAAGGUCGACCCUUGGCUCACCCAAACGCUCAAGCGCAUCAACCGUGUCAAGCGCCCCCUCAACUCUGUCGCCCAGCACCAGAGAUGCCUUGCCGAGACCCUCGCCAACAAGAAUGCCAUCUGGACCCUCGCUUCCGUUCUGCUCCCCAAGGUUCCCGAGGCCGACAUGCCCACCGACUACGCCGAGUGCCUCUUCAACCACCAAUUCGUCCAUGUUGAAGCCUACAUUGUCCACGUCGACAUGGUCCUCCGCAACGAGGUCGCCUACAAGCUCACCACCGACACUAUUGACGCCCUCGUUCAGUACCACAAGGAGAUUCACUGCGUCGAUGCAAAGGCAAACUCGUCCGACUGGUCAGGAAAGGAACAGCAGUGCAAGAUGUUGCACGACGACUUUGUGCAAGCCAUCAACAAAUUCGUCUUCCGCACACAUGUCACCGCCCUCGAAGGGCUCGAAGAGGACGGCGCGGGCGAGCUUCUCUGCGGAAAGAGUGAGGAAGUCAGGAUCAACCUCAUGAACCUCAUGAAGCCUCUUGUCCCUCCUCCUCCUCCUCCCCGUGUCGUCGAGAUGGUUCGUCAGCCUCCUCUGCUACCCAGCUCUCCCAUGAACAACAUCUGGGCCCCGAAUGUCUCCAUGCCUCCUCCCGUCGAGGCCUGGAACGUCCUCCCUUCGAGCCCCAGUGUCGCCUCCACAGUUGAAGCCACUACUCCGGUCUGGCAUAACAUGCACAUGCAACAACAACAUGUCCAUGUUCCCUCACCUCCUAUGGACUUCAGCCAACCUCAGGUCACAAAUGCCUUCUUCUUCAGCGGUCCUCAGUUGACUGCCCCCAUGUCAGCUGUUCCGCUGCCCAGCAUGUACGCGCCGAGCCAGUGCGGUAUGAAUUUCGCCAUGGGAGCUCCCUUGGAUUGGCAACGCUUCCAGGACUUUAGCACUCCCAUUAUGUGA